This is a messenger RNA of Lytechinus variegatus (green sea urchin), 2362 nucleotides long. RefSeq lists its product as uncharacterized. Lineage: Eukaryota; Metazoa; Echinodermata; Echinoidea; Temnopleuroida; Toxopneustidae. Gene Ontology annotation, biological process: protein deubiquitination; DNA integration. Gene Ontology annotation, molecular function: nucleic acid binding; cysteine-type deubiquitinase activity. The transcript has 2 exons. Bases 407 to 2362 code for a protein of 651 amino acids. The record is from RefSeq and is a predicted model, not a curated record.
UUGCACAUAUCCCGGCGUUCGCACAUAAACCACCUCCACGCGCGUACCCCCGGCCCUUAAUUACUUCUCAGAUGGAUUGGGUUGAGUCCUAGCUUGUUGGAGGGAAAUGCUAAGUUGUGGGAAACGUGUUGGCAUGAAAAAAAUGCAUACAAUUACUGUGACAAUGGAGCCAGGCCUGAAUGCAGCUGACAAAUUAUAGCUAUUGUAAUUUGAAAUGGCUGUCUUGACGAUUUCAACUAGAUAAAACUAGAAAGACGCGUCAGUCAUAAUGGUAGUCCACUGGAUCCAACCUGAGUUUGAGCACUCAUCACACAGACUGUUCGAUUCUUUUACGAGGCUCUGAGAGUCUUCCAUGCAUCACUUCUACCCUACCCAGCUCUGAUGAUUGUAGCUUCAAAGUAUCAGGAUGAAGUUCCUAAGAUGCAUAGGGCUAUUGCUGCUCUUGGUAGCAGUGGUCAAGAGUCAGGGAAAGAAAAGGACAUCUGCUAUGACUGAUGUGACCUAUGAUACAAUAGUAAAGCUCAUCGAAGGUUCUUUCAAUGUUGCAUGUGCUCAAAGAACCACCGAGGAAAAAUCCGCCAUAACGCGAUACAACAGAUACAGAGGAAGGUUCAGUUUGCAAGGUGAUCCGCCAAAGCUAUACUUAGACGAAGAAAUGGUAUUGAAAAAGUCGCAAAUACCAGACAUUGUCAUGGAAGAGUACUUCAAGGCAAAUGGAGCAGGAGCAAGGCGGAUCUACCAUAGGCUUAAGAGAAAGUUUUCCGGAAUUUCAGAAGAAGUAGUUCGAAAUAUAUUGUCUCAAUGUUCAAUGCAUCGGCGCAUGAAUGUGACAUUUACAAACAAGGCACCAUAUAUACCCAUUACAGCGAAACAUGUCAUGGAAAGAAUCCAGAUAGACCUUCUGAAAAUGAGAACAGCAGCCACGUACAAGAAAAGGACUUACAGAUACAUACUGACCGCAAUUGAUGUGUUCAGUCGCUAUACAUGGUUGAGGCCUAUGGAAACUAAAUCAAGCACCAAUGUGGCACGGCACUUGUCAAAAAUUUUUGACAUGUUUGGUACUCCGACCUACAUACAACAUGACCAGGGAACGGAAUUUAAAGGAAGAGUAAAAAUUAUGUUAAGUCGUAGAGGAAUUCAAGACCUAACGAGUGCCCCAUAUCAUCCUAAAUCACAGGGAAAGGUUGAAAGGUCUCACCGGUCAAAGAUACUUUUCGACCUUAUUUCUAGAAGAUAUGGCGUAAAUUGGGUACCUAAACUUUCCAAAUGCGCGAAGGUUCUCAAUGACGAACCUAAGGAAGUAUUGGGUUGGAACACCCCAUUCAGUGUCUUCUUUGGCCGAUGCUCCGAUUCUUCCUGCAGUAAAAACAUUACUGAAAGAAAUCUGAAAAGGCACAAAUAUAAAAUUGCUUUAACAAAUCCACGUACGAAUAACAAAACAGAGCAGUGGUUUAGUCUGGUUGACAUAACUGCUGAUACUUUGUCUUAUCCAAACCAACGCGAACGAGUCACCAUUCCAAGAAGGGAGCACGUUGAGAAGUACUAUAUAGUUAUAACUCGGGAAAGUUGCAUUGAACAGUUAUUCGAAGACUCUGGACUCACUGUACGUCUAAAUCCGAAGGGCAAUGGGAACUGCCAAUUCAGUGCUGUAUCUGAUCAGUUAGCAACUUUGGGAAUCUUUAGAUCCCAUAUUACUAUAAGACAAGAGGUUGUUCGAUUCCUGGCAAGUAACACAUAUCUUGGGAACGGAAGAGAAUGGACAGCAUUUCUUACUGAAGUGCCCGAAGAUUACCUUGCUCGUAUGUCAAGCGAUGGAAGUUACGGAGACCACCUCACCUUGCAGGCAAUUGCUGACAUAUUUCACAUCCAAAUCCUUGUCAUAAGUUCAUUAAACGGAGGAACAACAUUAAUUUCACCGGAAGUCAAUGAGGGGAAUAUUUUCACAUUAAAUAUGCCAUACAUUGUGUUGGGACAUCUGUCAGAAGGCAACGGAGAACACUACUUGUCACUUACAAGCAAUCAAGAGCAGGUACUUAGAAUAAUUCGUAACAGUGCCCAGAUUGUGUUUGAAGGAGACAUGACUCCGCAUGUCGAAGGACAGCAAUUAAUCGAUGAAGACACUGAUGGCCGAGUAAACGACGAGGUUACCGACGAAGGCUUCGACAAUGGAGUAAGAGAUGGCUUAGACGAAGGAGUAAGCGAUAGCUUGGACGAAGGAGUGAAAGAUGGCUUGGAUGGAGUAAGAGAUUGUUUACACGAAGGAGUAAGGGGUGGCCUAGACGAAGGGGAAAGAACUUGCAAUGAAGGCUUAAUCAAAGAAAUCAACGAUGGCAUAUGCACAUACGGUGAAAACAGUGUGUAG